UAUUUUUUUUAUAUUUAUACUACUGUUGUUUUAUUUUUAUUUUUUCGUGUCUCGUAUUUUUAAUUAUUUUUUAUACCGCGACGAAUUCAGUUCAAUUACGUUUGCAACAGAAUACAACGGAGCUACCUAUAGAAAAACCCAAAAAUCAUACAAUCAAUAUAAUAAUGGCGAAUAGAGCUGUACCACAAAGACCUAAUGGUCAAACCCCAGGAAAAAUAUGUCAGUUUAAAUUGGUUCUUUUAGGUGAAUCGUCAGUUGGAAAAUCUAGCCUUGUGCUAAGAUUUGUUAAAGGGCAGUUUCAUGAAUACCAAGAAAGUACUAUUGGUGCUGCAUUCCUUACUCAAACAAUACAUUUAAAUGAUGUAGCUGUAAAAUUUGAAAUUUGGGAUACAGCAGGUCAAGAACGUUAUCAUAGUCUAGCACCAAUGUAUUAUAGGGGUGCACAAGCAGCAAUAGUUGUUUAUGAUAUAACUAAUCAAGAUACUUUUGAAAGAGCUAAGAAUUGGGUGAAAGAACUCCAAAGACAGGCGACACCUGGUAUUGUAAUAGCUCUAGCUGGUAAUAAGCUAGAUUUAAACACCAUGAGAAGUGUUCAGACAGACGAAUCACAGACAUACGCCUAUGAAAAUGGACUUAUGUUCAUGGAAACAUCAGCAAAAACUAGUGCUAAUGUCACUGAAAUUUUUAAGGCAAUUGCUGAAAAACUCCCGAAAAAUGAAAAUACAAAUACAGCAGGGCAAGGCCGACGUCUUGUUGAUUCUGCUGAAGGAAGUAAUAAAAGCCUAAGCAGCUGUUGUAAGUGAUAUAAUUAACCAAGUCAGUUUUCGAAUAGAUUAUUGACAUUUAAUUAUCUAUUAAACCAUAUAGCUUUGUAUAAUUAUUAAGCCUCAGAAUUAUAUUUAUCAAUAAUGCAUUUAAUAUAUGUAUCAAUAUAUUAUCUAUAAUAUAUACAAAUCAUUUUAUUUAUUUUCAUUAUGCUUCUGUGUGCAUAAUGUAACUAUAUUAAGCCAUCAAAAUGAAAUUGCCAACAUAUUGGUCAAUUUUCAACAAUAAUUAUAACUUUUUUUUUCUUUAUCACAAAACCAGUUUUCCAGCAGCAAGAAAUAUUUUGUCUUUUAGGUUAAUACUCAGAACUAUUAUUUUUAUUUUUUAAUCCCUUUAAGUAUUUAUGAACAAUUGUCAUAAUAAUAUUGAAUCAAUAAAUCAUAUUUCUGUAGCUGGUAGAAUCUGGAAUUUUUUAAUCUUAAAAUGUACAUUUUAAUCACAUAUUUACCCCAUUAAU
Sipha flava (yellow sugarcane aphid) is the source of this 1282-nucleotide messenger RNA. RefSeq names its product ras-related protein Rab-5C (gene Rab5). NCBI's taxonomy places the organism in Eukaryota, Metazoa, Arthropoda, Insecta, Hemiptera, Aphididae. The transcript is spliced from 5 exons. The coding region runs from base 165 to 803 and encodes 212 amino acids. The record is from RefSeq and is a predicted model, not a curated record. Gene Ontology annotation, molecular function: GTPase activity; GTP binding.